Molecule: messenger RNA, 3575 nt
Organism: Cololabis saira (Pacific saury)
Lineage: Eukaryota; Metazoa; Chordata; Actinopteri; Beloniformes; Belonidae
Gene: scyl2
Product: SCY1 like pseudokinase 2
Exons: 19
Coding region: 77-2794 (905 amino acids)
Biological process (GO): protein phosphorylation
Molecular function (GO): protein kinase activity; ATP binding
Source: RefSeq, a predicted model, not a curated record
CUGUUUCUCUGUUUCACAGCCUUCACUGACAAACACAGAUCCUUUCACGUAUUAAGCCGCCAGGUCCGGCCUGAUCAUGGAGUCCAUGCUGAACAAGCUGAAGAGCACCGUUACCAAGGUAACGGCAGACGUUACCAGCGCCGUCAUGGGAAACCCGGUGACGCGAGAGUUUGAGGUCGGGCGACACAUCGCGAGUGGAGGUCCCGGGUUGUGCUGGAGGAUCUACAACGGCACCAAGAAGUCCACCAAACAGGAAGUGGCCGUGUUUGUUUUUGACAAGAAGACGGUUGACAAGUAUCAGAAAUUUGAGAAGGACCAGAUCGUUGAUUCCCUGAAGAAAGGAGUGCAACAGCUGACGAGAUUGCGUCACCCCCGUCUGUUGACGGUGCAGCAUCCGCUGGAAGAGUCACGAGACUGCCUGGCCUUCUGCACGGAGCCCGUGUUCGCCAGUCUGUCCAACGUGCUGGGCCAGUGGGACAACCUGCCGAGCCCCGUGCCCGGAGACAUCAAGGAGUACAAACUCUACGACGUGGAGACCAAGUACGGCCUGUUACAGAUCUCGGAGGGCUUGUCCUUCCUCCACAGUGGGGUUAAAAUGGUUCAUGGAAACUUGAGUCCAGAGAAUAUCAUUCUCAACAAGAGUGGAGCCUGGAAGAUCAUGGGCUUCGACUUCAGCAUCUCUUCUAAUAACCCGUCAGAUGCUGAGUUGAAGUACUCGUGUAAGGAGUGGGAGCCCAACCUUCCUCCCCUGUGCCUGCCCAACCCCGAGUACCUGGCCCCCGAGUACAUCCUGUCUGUCAGCUGCGACUCGGCCUCAGACAUGUACUCUCUGGGAGUCGUCAUGCACGCCGUGUUCAACGAGGGCAAGCCCGUCUUCAAGGUCAACAAGCACGACAUCUUUAAGAGUUUCAGCCGCCAGCUGGACCAGCUGAGCAGCAUGAAUCCAGCGAUGCUGAGGAAAAUCCCUGAGGAAGUGCGGGAGCACGUCAAGAUGCUGCUGAGUGUCACCCCGACGGUUCGCCCGGACGCCGACCAGAUGACUAAGAUCCCAUUCUUUGACGACGUUGGUGCGGUGACGCUGCAGUACUUCGACUCCCUCUUCCAAAGGGACAACCUGCAGAAGUCCCAGUUCUACAAAGGUCUCCCCAAAGUUCUACCCAAGCUACCAAAGAGAGUGGUGGUGUAUCGCAUCCUGCCAGCGUUGACGUCGGAGUUCGUGAACCCAGACAUGGUUCCGUUCGUGCUGCCCAACGUGCUGCUGAUUGCAGAGGAAUGCACCAAGGACGAGUACAUCCGCCUGAUCCUGCCCGACCUCACGCCCGUCUUCAAGCAGCAGGAGCCCAUCCAGGCUAGUAACAUGAUCUUGCUGAUAUUCCUGCAAAAGAUGGACCUGCUCCUGACCAAAACCCCCUCAGAAGACAUCAAGAACUGCGUGCUGCCCAUGGUGUACCGAGCUCUGGAGGCGCCGUCAGUGCAGAUCCAGGAGUUGUGUCUGAACAUCAUCCCCACGUUUGCAAACCUGAUCGACUACCCGUCCAUGAAGAAUUCCCUCAUCCCCCGGAUCAAAUCAGCCUGCCUGCAGACGUCCUCCCUCGCUGUGCGAGUGAACUCUCUGGUUUGUCUGGGGAAGAUUCUGGAAUAUCUAGACAAGUGGUUUGUGAUUGACGAGAUCCUGCCCUUCCUGCAGCAGAUUCCCUCCCGGGAACCAGCCGUGCUCAUGGGCAUUUUAGGAAUCUAUAAGUGCACCUUCAGCCACAAGAAACUGGGCAUUCCUAAAGAACACCUGGCGUCCAAAAGUUUACCCCACCUGGUUUCUCUCAGUAUCGACAACAACCUCAAUCUCAACCAGUUCAACUCGUUCAUGAUGGUUAUCCGGGACAUGCUGAGCCGCAUGGAGGCCGAACACAAGACCAAACUGGAGCAGCUGCACGUCAUGCAGGAGCAGCAGAGGAGUCUGAAUAUCACAAAUCCAGGCAGCCAAUCAGACGAGGCCAAGAGCCCCCCGAGCUCCCGUAACCAGAUUGACGACAUCUUUGGCAGCGCAGACGUUAAUGGGAAAGAGAACGGAUCUGCAGCAGCGAGCUCUCAGCCCAACAGGAUGUCCCUGACUCUUGAGGAGAAACAGAGAUUGGCUAAAGAGCAGGAGCAGGCGGCGAAGCUGAGGAGCCAGCAGCCGCUGGCGCCGCAGACGGUGAAACCUUCCAACAACGCCGGCGCACAGACCAAGGACCUGACCAGUUCCCUCCUCACCAACAUGACGUCUCUGAACUCUCUGUCUCUGUCCUCGGCGUCUCACGGCUCCACCAUGUCCUUCCCCUCCUCCGGCCCCGCCCUCGGCCCCAUGGGGGCCCCGGUCUCCAACGGCUUCCCCCCGGCCCUGGGCUUCCAGACGGGGGGGAUGAUCCGGCCCGCGGGCCCCAGCCUGUACGGGGGCAUGGCCACGGCCACCAGCACCCCCAACUUCAGCGCCCUGGCCCAGAACCAGAACCAGGGGCCGAACAAAGGCCCGGACAUGUCGGCGCUGGACUCCCUGUUCACGCCCAGCAAGCCCAGAGUCAGUCUCAACCAGAUGGGACCUGGAGGCAACACCGGCGCCUGGAUGGGUCAGUUCUCUCCGGCGCAGAACGCUCAGACUCAGAUCGGCAUGGCGGCGCCGCCCGGCGGGUUUGGGAUGCAAGGAAAUCCUUUUUUCAGCCCGCAGAACUUCUCCCAACCCGUCGCCCCCGGCGCUAACCCAGGCGGAGUGAAACACAGCGCGUCUGCAAACAAUGACCUGAAAGACUUAUUUGGCUAAAUCACGGAAUGGGAAUGGAAAAAAAAGAUGGGGUUAAGUUUAUUCUUUUAAUGACUGAAGACGGAGGAGCUUUGAAUUCUCACAGAACAAGAUUGUGGACGACAUUCAAUGGUCUUUUCUGUUUGUGUUUUUAAUCUCGCUUGGAUUCAAAGUCUGAUUUAUUCUCACAUUCUGCUGCAAAUUAAAGCUGCGCCCGUAUUUCCAUUUGUACUCGUGCAGAAGGACAAACGUGGGAACUUCUUCUUCUUCUUACAUGCUGUGGUCUUUAAAUGCUGGGGGUUUCCUAAUGUUUUGUACUUGAGAUGAAUUCUGACUUCUGGCUUCUUUAGAAAGGUGAAUGUUUGAGUGGGUUUUCUUGCAUUUUUAGUUCACAAACACGGCACCGAGGCGUCUCUUUAGAGUAAUUUUGCUUCCACGCGUCACGUCUCCUGCACCUUUACCGCUUCUCCACGUUGUUUUUAGAGUCUUUUGCACGCGUAGUGACGAGUGCAGCGUCCAGAAUCCAGACGACUGCAGUUGCUCGUCUUUCAUCCAGACGGUUCCUGGAAACAGAUCAAACACUGAUGGAGAAGAAAUGGCAGCCCAGUUUUUGUUCCAGUUCAGACGGAGCAAAACCGUGCAGCCUCUCUGCAGCCGGUCUCCAUGGCAACCGCCUCUGCAACAUUGCUAACAUCCUUUUUUUGUGGGAACAUUUUGGUCUUACAACCAUGUAGCUCCUAUAAUGUAAUAAUGUCCUGAAAAUUUAAUAAAAUUUGCAUUUAACUCAAUUGAAAAUGUAAUA